UUGUCCAACCUCUCCGCAAACGCCGCGCUCCGCAGGGGCUCCGGCAGAAACAGCUGUUGUUCGGAAGCUGUUUAAAAUCCGUCGGCGAUGUUUCCUUUACGCAAUUCCCAGAAGUUCUAGGUCGGGCGCAAGAUGUGGGUCUUCGGGUACGGAUCCCUAAUGUGGAAGGCGGACUUUCCUCACAGCCGGCGAGUGGUCGGUUACGUGAAGGGUUACGUGCGGCGAUUUUGGCAGGCCAGCGAAGAUCACCGCGGAGUGCCCGGGAAACUUAUGUUGGCCUCCCGCACCGGUUUAAAAAUAGUGAACCGCCGCAAAGGUAGAGGAAGCAUGCCUUGCGUAACGGAGCAUUGCGGGGGAAAAAACUUGCUGCGUUGGAUCGUGUCAUUCAAGCCUGGCAGAGUGGUCACAAUAAUACCUUCAAACGAUCCAGAGGACUGUGUGUGGGGUGUUGCCUACGAGAUCCCGGAAAAGCAUAUCCAAGAAGUCAUGUACUAUCUUGACUUUAGAGAAAAAGAUGGAUAUGAUAAGGUGCAAGUGAUCUUCCAUCCAGAGAGCGAUAGCACCCUGGAACCGUUCCCACUGACCAUCUAUGUGGCACACCGGGACAAUCCGUUCUACCUCGGUCCAGCCAGUAUCCAAGACAUAGCCAGGCAGAUCCGAACGGCUCAAGGCCCCAGCGGACCAAACCGCGAAUACCUACUCAAGCUCGCCGAAGCCAUGAGAUCUCUUGCGCCUCAUAUCAAAGACCACCACCUCAUUGAGCUAGAACACGAGCUCAUCAACUUGGACAUGAACGAAACCAAUGGACAUCAGCCGCAGGAUGAGGCUCGGCAGUCAAUGAUGGCAUGAGUUUUUU
Messenger RNA from Ixodes scapularis (black-legged tick), 856 nucleotides. Its product is annotated as putative glutathione-specific gamma-glutamylcyclotransferase 2. Gene Ontology annotation, cellular component: cytoplasm. Gene Ontology annotation, biological process: glutathione catabolic process. Gene Ontology annotation, molecular function: gamma-glutamylcyclotransferase activity; glutathione specific gamma-glutamylcyclotransferase activity. The record is from RefSeq and is a predicted model, not a curated record. Lineage: Eukaryota; Metazoa; Arthropoda; Arachnida; Ixodida; Ixodidae.